CCGUACCGAAUUGGUCGACUUACGACGCGGCCGCACAAUGAAGUUGGUUUUGUCCUGUGCUAUUGGUGCGCUCCUGUGCGCUUCGUUACGAACGAUUUACGCAUCGGAUGUAACCAUAUCAGCAGAUGACGAUGAAAGGUCAGGAGACAGAGGACCACUGCUGGUAGAUAACUAUAUACCCGUGACGAUGCAAAUACUGCAACACUGUAUCGAGAUGAUUCAGUACGAGCCGACGAUGACACCGCCAAAUGCUGAAGCUGAAAUAAAACCUUCCACAACCACUACCACUACUACUAAACGGCCUUCAACAACGACAACGACUGUUGCUAGUAGUACGCCGUCUAGCUCAACCAGCAAGCCACCCCAGGACAGUCCGUUAAGUACCGCUAAGCCUGCAGAUGCAACACUGUCGCCCACCAGUCCGCACAGACCGGGCUACUACGGUCCAGCAAAGCCCCCGCCAACGGUUGUGACCACGACGACGGGGAAACCUACCACCACUUCGAGCACCACGACUACUGAGAUGCCCAAAGUAAACGAAAGUCCCACCACCGAGACGCUGCUGUGGAGUGAUAAACCGUUUGCCGAGUGGUUCUUACAAAGCAAGCGCAAGAAAGUUCAGCCGAUCUCUCCUCUGAACGUGCAGCUGUUAGAUCCGCUGCCACUGCGGGUACUGCAGGACUUUAACCGCGAGCCGUACGAACCGCUCGCGCUACGCCCGGAAGACAAUGCCAACGAGUUCCGGCGCCUGUACGACGACAAUUACCGGGGACCGAUCUCGCAGCUGGUGCUGGAAAAGGGCACGAAAAAAGGUGGCAAGAAAAGGGUACCACCAACGAAACCGUAUCUGCAUAUGCUUGUGCUGUACGAUAUGUUGAAGCGUGAAGCGAAGAAAAACAUGUACAGCAUCUACGAGGGAUAUUCGGAGGCCAUUCUUGGCGAGCUGUCGGUGAUGGAUUUCCCUAAUGCAAAGGAACAGCUCUAUUACGCGCUAACGCAGCUGCUAGAGCGCAAGGACAUCGAAAAGUCGGACGUUGUUUCGCGCUCGAAACAGAUGAUUACUGACUUGAGCACGCGCAAUAGUGCGAUAACGAUGGCGCUGGAAGUGGUACCGCCGCUGCGGUUUGGAUUGUGAUUUAGACAAAUACUAGCCAACAUACAAUCGAUGUUUUACAAACAACGAUACAAUUAACAAGUACUGAAAUUUACAUAAUAUAACUUACUCGCCCCUAACUGAGAAAUACCAUAUUUAGCUUAUGGCGUACGAAAAGAACGACUGAGCCGUUUUAAAGAUGCCCCAGGAAAAGCCAGCGAACGAUCCGAGCACCUCCAGCAGAAAUAUACCGACCGUUUCCAUAUUGCGCCGCGGUUCCGUAUCAGCAUCAGAGUCUUCCGCAAGCAGCGCUUCGGUAUAAUCGGCGUACGGGUCCACCACAUUGGGUGGUAGCUCGGCAAGCGCACGUUUUUCCCUUGCCGACAAGUCAUGGCUGUUCGAUGCUAUUGUUAUCGAACGAGUACUGCGCGAGUUGCCUUCUCGACGUGUGUUUGCUGCUAGAAUUAAGAGUCCCGUAAUGGACGACAGUGCCUUCGCUACUCGUCGUCGCAGAACCUUCCGUCGUGCCUGAAACUGUCCCAGAAGCGUGCUUCCGUUAGCACCGCGAUCGAACAAAGCAGGGUCACUGUCGUGCUGCAGUGGCUCAAGAUCCGAAUCGAGCUCAUCGGAGUCAUCAUUGUCGGUGGUGGCGUUCAAUGGAUGUUCUGGCACCGAUGCUAUCUGGGAGUCGUCGUUCGUCGAGACCUGUUUCACUUUGUCCAGCUCUUCGGCGCCAUUCUUGGGCACGAGGGUUUGAAACACCAGUGUGAUGCGUUCCUGUGCUGGUUUGAUUAUGUCGUCGAUGAUGCGCACCAAAAGAUCGGUUCUGUUCCAUCGUUGCCACAGCGUAGUGGUGGUUGCUGGCGUGGUCGUUUGCUCGUUGGCGAACGUUAUCGGUGACUCCUCCUCUGGACUUUGCUGAGUGUUGUUCGCUUUUGUGUCGAUCAAUUGCAGUUUAUCUGCCUUCUUGUCCAUUUUCAUCAUCAUUCGAAAGUCCGUUAUGUGCGACUGUGGGUCGUCGGGCGUCGAGGACGAAGCUAUCGCACGUGCCAGAAGAUCGCCAAGGAAUGGUUUGCUCACGACAAGCGAGAACUGCGAGAAUGCAUGAACGAUGGGUAGAAUGUAUGAACGCAUCUAACAAUCGGGACAUCAAACCCACUUAACGUACCAUUGAUAAAACAGUUAUCACUGUUAUGCAGAUGCAUCCUGAA
Messenger RNA from Anopheles merus, 2304 nucleotides. RefSeq lists its product as uncharacterized. Lineage: Eukaryota; Metazoa; Arthropoda; Insecta; Diptera; Culicidae. The coding region runs from base 38 to 1135 and encodes 365 amino acids. The record is from RefSeq and is a predicted model, not a curated record. The transcript has 6 exons.